AUGCUCGAAGCUGAUCAAGUUCCUUUAUCGACACCAACAGCCAGUCGUCGGUAUUACAAAACUGGUCAUCAUCAACGGCAUCAUUUGCAUAGUAAGCGUUCAAUAACAAUCGAUCCGGAGACUAAUGAAGAAAAACUUCGGAUAGUUGUCCUUGGCGCAACGAAAGUUGGUAAAACAUGUUUGUGUCAACAAUUUCUUCAAGAGAAAUUCCUCCCGGAUCACAAAGAAACUGUUGAUGAAAUGCAUCGCAUUGAGCUAGUACUUGUCGAUCGUCGAAUUACUCUGGAAAUCUUAGACACGGCUGGUAUUGAUGAAUUUCCCGUAAUGAGACGUCUUGCGAUCGCUCAUGGUGAUGCGUUUCUUAUUGUCUAUGCGAUCGAUGAUGCCUACUCAUUCGAUUUCGCACAACAGAUGCGACAACUUGUUUAUGAAAUCAAAGGCGAUACAGAACGUGCAAUACCCAUGGUUAUUGUUGGUAAUAAAUGUGAUGUCGAGCCGAAUGAUCGUGUUAUAACACGAGAUUAUGCUGAACGUAUUGUACGCGAUCAAUGGCAUUCAACAUUUGUCGAAACCACAUGUUGUCAACGCGAAACCGUUUUGAACACAUUUCGAAUGUUACUUCAUUUAGCCAAUAUUAACAUGACACUUAGUCCCGAUGUAAUUCGUCGUUCUUCAGACCCAAGUGUUUCCGAAAGUAAAGACCAACGUACCGGUAGUAAACGACAUAGUUGUGCACAGCAAUAA
Molecule: messenger RNA, 744 nt
Organism: Adineta ricciae
Lineage: Eukaryota; Metazoa; Rotifera; Eurotatoria; Adinetida; Adinetidae
Source: the annotation of a GenBank genome assembly